AUGUCCGACCGACAGCGGUAUUACCGGUUAGUUAAGGAGGAGUCACUGGGUGACCGGAAGCCCUCAGAGCUUCUACGUCGAAUGCGUUCUCUCCUUGGAGACAUGCAGGUCGACGAUAAAUUUGUCAAGGAGAUGUUCCUAGAGCGUCUGCCCGCAGAUGUUCAAACGAUCCUUGCGUCCGGCUUUCAAGAUCUUACGGUCUUACAGCUGGCUGAGAUGGCGGAUCGAAUGAUAGAGGUGCAGCGGUUCCAGUCACCUUCCGUUGUCCAGAUCUCAUCCUCAUCGUCAGUGAAUGAAUUUUUAGUGAAACAGGUGUCGGCCAUGGCGGACGAGAUGGCCUCCCUUAAAAUACAGCUCGCCCGCCUUUCUUCCAGUCGCUCACGCAGCCGUCGUCGUUCUCGUUCGCAACCUCGGACUGUCGAUACUUGCUGGUAUCACACUAAUUUCGGCGAAAAGGCCCGUCGCUGUUCCUCGCCUUGCGCUUUUAAUCCGAAAUAGGGAAACCAGUCAGCCAGAGAAUAGAUGCGACCGUUUUCUCUGGCUCUUCCGGCUCUGGUCGCACCUUCUAUGUUUGUGACAUUGCGACUUUCAGACGUUUCCUGGUGGACACUGGAGCCCAAAUCAGCGUUGCUCCCCCCAACUGCAGCUGAUCGUCGUUUCCCUAGCCCUGGUCUUCACCUUCAAGCUGCCAACUGUUCCCCCAUUCCCACUUUUGGCAGUUUGUCCCUCACUCUGAACAUUGGCCUUCGUCGGUCAUUCACCUGGAUCUUUGUGAUUACUGAUGUCCCUCAUGUAAUCCUCGGCUCGGACUUUCUUGCCGAGUUCGAUCUCCUUGUUGACUGCCGACGUGCCCGUCUCAUCGACCGCACUACCGGUCUGUUUGUUCGUGGAAUAACUCCUUUUACUGCCCCCGCCAACUUAUCUGUCUUGGAUACGGAUAUUGCUACUGACACACCGAAAAACAUCAACCUCACCACUUUCAACACCAACGAUGUGGACUCUAUCCAUAUCUGUCCGCCUUGCGAUCGCACCUUCAUCUCACAUAUUGGCCUGGUCGGUCACUUGCGAAUCCCUCUCACAGAUACUAGCAAACCAACGCUGCAAUCCUCUCAGUUUGACAACGUUAAAGGUUAUCAAAACACUAGACCAUCUGGGAAAAGCUAUGUGCACGUGCUGCGAUCGAUAUCACGUUACAUGUUGAACGCGAUCGUUUUUAUCUCGCCAGGUGUGCAGGCCUCCCAUGGUCCAGGGAUUUCUUUACCGCGCUGACCGGGAUUUUGUGUCGAUGGGUGAAAAAUAGCGACAGUGAAAUUAGACGAAUGAGCUUCCAGGCACGAGUGCGUAAGUUGGCCAUUGGUUAGCUCACACUCCAGUUAUGCUUGAUUCUACUGUUCUGAAGGGAGAUCCUUACACUGUGUCUCCCAAAGGUCACAUGUGUCGUUGUGAUGGAGACCGAAGCGCAAAUUUAUGCCGGGGUCCUGAUUUCCUGGCGUCCUUAUUCUGGAACUAGAAGUCCGAAUAUGCAACAGUCCCCCGUGUUGAGUCGACGGGGACUACACGCCGUAAGUUAUUGGCUAAGGAGACAGAAGUUUACCCACAUAUGCGAGCGUUUACUAUUAAUCGACACUAACCAAUUCAGCAGUUCGGAUAUCUCACCACGCACUCACAUCGUUAACUCUACAUUACGAGAGAGAAAUCAUCUUGGUCACAUUUUAUGUGCUCUAAAAAGAGCAUACUUUGUCAAUCUUUGGUGCCACACCAAAAACUCUUUCCGUCACCAUCGUUUAUAAACGUUAACUCACCAGGAAAUAAACGCAAAAACUAGAUGGUUAAAAUUACAACUAAUAUGGGUAACGUUUUAAGCGUCAGCAACAGGUGAACUACCAACCUAUCAGCCAAGUUGGUGCUUUAAACUCUGUACUGGGUCACAUUGUUCGCGAUGUGAAAGACGGCCUUAUUGUUGAAAAAUCGGCCAAAUACGAGCGCUGGAACGAGCACUUUAAGCAUCCGGCAGAGUUUUAUCCCUCUUUACCCUGUCAUAACCAGCCCCGCCUAGCCCCAUCAAAAAUGGUGGGGCUAGAGGGGGCUAUGAAGGGGCUAGGCGGGGCUGUGGAAGGGGCUUUGGCGGGGCAUUCAACACGACAGCCCCGCCUGGCUGCACCAGCGAAAUAAAAUUCACAUGUACGCGGGAACAGCAGAGGAUCAAGUUUAUUAGCGCCAAAUGGCCAUGUGUUGAGGGGACCAAUUAGCCUUUGGGCCUGGUCAACCUAUAAUUUACCUUGCCAGCACCAGCCCCGCGUAACCCCCUCAAAUAUGGCCGGGCUAGAGGGGGCUAUGAAGGGGCUUGGCGGGGCUGUGGCGGGGAAUUCAACACGAUAGCCCCGCCUGGCCCCACCAACGAAAAAAAUGCGCAGGGGACGCCAGAUUUCCACCCACUUUUGGCACGCCUUUAAAAUAUCGACCCGUAUGAUGAGUACCCUGAGGCGCACACAGAUAAUACCUGCCGGCAGAAGUUACAGAACUCAGAAUAGGCAUUUCUCGUUCAGGGGAUUGAUUGCCAACUGCUGUCGACGUUGAGGGAACCUCAGAAUCAGACUCUUCAGUGGCCUCAUAAUAUGCUUUCAUCUGGUGCUUAAUGCGCAUGUAUAUGGUGGUUCGAUGAGAGCCACAGUAAUUACGCUUCAUUAUUGCUUUCGAUACUCAGUAAAAAAGGUAAAAAAAUUUGUAUAAGUGGACUAUGAACACCAAUCCUAACUAGUACAUACAUAGACAUACAAGUCGACUACUUGAACUGGUUUGUGAGUAAAUACCCAAACAAUUAGCAUAAGAUACAUAAAUCAACUAAGACACUUAUUAAGAGUAUGAAAGCAGCAUUGAUUGACGCACGAUAUUUUCCGCGACCCGUGGGCGUAAACGGAUGCUUUUGCCAUGAUUUAUAAGCCACUUUUGAGAAAUUAGCUCCUUUUUUAUGCCAAAGAAGGUACAAUGAGUGGUGCUUUCGAAACAUAACUUUCGAUGCAAAUGCGCUUCAAAUGUUUCAAUCCAGAGGGGGCUCUGACCCCACCCAGCCCCUUCCUAGCCCCGCCUAUGAAGGGGCCAUGUGCUGGCAGGGUAGCCUAGGAAGUGUCGUGCCUGAACCCACCUCAGGAAGAUGCCUUCUAUGCAAUACGGAGGCAGCAGAACAAAAAGGCGUUUUUGAGAGGGCGGUUAUCUUCCUAAAAUCUACAAUUCGUGUACUGUCACUAUGGCGUCCUGGCACCGGUAAAUGAUUGGGCGGCUUAUAAGUGCCGUCGCAGCAUGAGUCCAGUCGAGUUUGCUGCGAAGGCUUUCUUUGUUAUAAUUUUGAGGCGAUUUCAAUGUGAACGGGAAUAUGCGGGCGAGGCAGUCACGCUGGGACACAUUUUUGAAUUCAUCCAUGACUAGCAGCAAUCGACAGCUGCCUACUUUGUUUAGUCCGCCGCAACGCCCGAUUCAAUUAACUGCGAGUCCCUAUGAGGGGACUAGAUGGCAUGCCGACAAAAUCACCCCCAUAGUCAGAGCCUGUUAUCGAUCCAGCAGUACACAAGUCCUGGUCCAAAAUAAUCCCCUUCACCCAGUUGGUAUUAGAGCGAUCGUUCGAUAAGGCUGCAUAUUAUCGUUCAUUGUGCUCAAUUAGGCUAUUAACUGGAUUAUCAGAGGGAUAUCACAUGAUUUUGACAAUGCUUCUGCUUGUAGCUCCGUCAAUCCGGUAAAAUGUUAUCACUGAGCUCUUGGACGACCAGACCGGAGAUUUCACGUCCUUGUCAAUGUCAGCUGAAUCUCCUGGUGCUGAGAGAGUCCCUACCAAGAUUUCCGGUUUUGGCACUGUUGCAUUUGCACCCAAUCGCCGGAUUACCGAUCUCGGCCACAUCAACAAUACAGACUGGGAAUCAGCUUUUUCCGGAAAUAUAGUGGAGGACUGGAAAUGGUUCAGUGAAUUAUUGCAUGUUCUCCUGACGAACCCCUACCCGCUUUCACAGAAGAGGCUAGACAAUUGACCUUGGUGGCUGACUCAGGCGUUAAGAAACGAUGUAAGUAAAAAGCGCAGAUUGUGACAGAAAUCUCUCACCGAUGGGAAUCGUGUAUCCAUAAACGCAUACAAAGCACAGAGGAACUUAGUCAAGCUGUUUACCCUCAAGAUACGGCAAAAUUUUGAAAAAGGCCUAUUGAAUCGUGCUGUGGAAAAUCCGAAAUUAUUCUACAGCUACAUUAGAAGCAAUGCACAAAAUAGGGAUUCAGUCCACUUCCUGAAGACAAGCGAAGACGUAGAAAUUACUGAGAAUGGAGAAAAAGAUGAGCACCUUUCACGAUUUUUUGAAUCUAUCUUUAUGAGUGAAAGCACAUUUACUCCUCCCGACUACGACUUCGAUGAGGGUCCAAGAAUCGAGGCUGUAUCUUUUGAUGAGACGACUGUUCGAAAAGAGCUAAUGACGCUAAAUAAGUCGAAAUCACCAGGUCCAGACGACAUACCACCUAAGUUGCUGAAGGAGCUCGCUGCUGAACUAGCCAAACUACUGUCCAUGCUUUUCAAAGCCUCGUUCGAAGCCAGCUGUUUACCCGCCGACUGGAAAUCUGCGCGGAUCACACCGCUGUAUACAGGAGGCAGCAAGGCCUCCGCAAACAAUUACAGACCAACUAGCCUCACCUCCAUCUGCAGCAAAAUCAAGGAAAAAAUGAUUAAGCGAGAGCCAAUGUACUUCCUAGAGUAGCAUACUCUAUUAUCUGAUGCGCAGUAUGGGUUCCGUAUUGGCAGGUCUUGCGUGACUAACUUACUCUACUGUUUGGAACGUUGGACUCGGUCGGUGGAUGAAGCCAAUGCGCUGCAUGUAGUCUGUAUUGACUUUAAAAAGGCCUUUGUUAGUGGCCCACAUCAACGACUCCUGCACAGACUGAACCGAAAAGGCGUUAAGGCUAACCUCUUAAAAUGGAUCCAAAGCUUCCUAUUAGACCGUUCUCAGACUGUCCAUGUCGGUGGCCAGCAGUCGACGGAGGUUGCCGUUGAAAGCGGUGUUUUCCAAGGCUCAGUUCUUGGUCCUACUCCGUUCAUUAUUUACAUCAACGAUUUCGUUAGUGAACUGGACUCUGGUGCCGCCAUGUUCACGGAUGAUAGUAAGCUCUGGAGCGUCAUCCGAACUGCGGGCUCCAACAGUGGUCAAAAAACUGGUUUUUGCCGUUCAGUGAGAACAAGUGCAAUAUUCGACGAGUCGGCAUAGCCCGCUCUCCGAACCACAUGGUUUACUGUCUGAAUGGUAUACCACUGCAAGAAGUGGACCCGCAGAAGGACUUGGGAAUAUGGAUUACGACCUCGCUCAAACCCUCGCUGAACUGCACGAAGGUAGCCAAGUCUGCAAUGUCACUUGUCUACCUUGUCAAGCGGGCUUUCUCUGUCUUUUAUGAAGACUGCUUCGCUAAAAUCUUUCGAACUUUUGUGCGGCCGCAACUAGAAUUCGAUAUCCAAGCUUGGAGACCCUGGACGGCAAAGGACUUCAGCAUCCUCAAAAGGGUUCAAAGGCAUGCAACGAAACUUGUUACAGGACAGGGUUCACUACCAUAUGCAACGCGGGUCGCUAACCUUGAUCUCUUUCCGUUGAGUUACAGGCAGUUACGGGGUGACCUGAUACAGACCUUCCGUAUCAUACGCAGUCAGGACUGCAGCCUCGUACCGGCGGACUUCUUCAAGUUAUCAACCACCACAAACCUACGAGGUCAUCCAUUCAAACUACGUGUGACCGUGGCCAGGCUGGACACACGAAAGUUCUUCUCUAACAGAGUGCUUGAAGCUUGGAACGCCCUACCUCCGGAUGUAUUUAUGUCUACUUCCGUCGAGGUCGUUAAGUGGAGGCUGGAUUUGUAUAGCAGUGUCCACUAAAUGACCACCCGACGUCUGCAACCUUGGCAAACACCGUUGUUACAAUACUACUCGCUAUACUUCAGUAACAUUUUAAAUUUAACUUUUAUUGUCUCCAAUCCAUCGCCUACGCUUACUGGCAUGAACCUGUGCAUUUUUUGUCACUGGGGGUAUUAUUUUUUUCCCUGAACUCAAAACGACCACUGUACUACUGAUCGUACCACUAACACUCGAGACAAUUUGUUUUUCUGUACAGAGUUGACGCUUUUCCGAUUAUUUGUUACCUUUAUGAUACCUUUUCCAGUUUUUGAGGUCUUGCAGUUGCUUGAAAACAAAUAGGGAGUUCAAAAGUGAAGACCUACAUUUCCCUCAAUAAAACUGAACAAAACUGAAUGUCGAAAAAUAUGGGCGGGGAGGGCAUGCAGUAUUGGCACAAUGCAUGUUAUGAUAUUCUAUAUUAAAAACUAGUUAAUGGGCGUUAGCGGACUGGACACCAUGAAAAUAAAAUCACUUUCAGUAGUAUAGGAUGUUCGUGGUGAUUUUUAAGAGUGUAGAUAAUGUGACAAGGCAGGCCAAGUACUUCAUUGAGGUCGUUUGCUCACCUUCUAGACAUAGGAUUGGUCUCUGGAAUGAAAAUUUUAACGCAAACACGCCUUCUAUUUCGGGGUGGACCUCUGUUAGGUAAUGUUUUCCAAUGUAAAGGUCGGUUCGUGCGUUUGGUUGCGUUAAAUGCAUCCGAGUUAGACCACUGUGUAAAUAUUUUGUUUGAAGAGUUUGAGGUUCCAAGCCUAGAUACUACCUACAGAAUUAGCUCUGAAACAGUCCACAUUUCUAUCAGGCAUGAUAUUCUACUUUUUUUGCCUUCCACCCCUCUCUCUACUCACUUUUGCCAAUUAUUAUUGCUGUAUUUAUUACGGCAUGGCGCACUCACUUCGUACGCGUAGAAUUAAGUCGGCUAUCGCGCCCAUAUUUCCCUUGUCAGUUCUUAAUAAAAUAUUACUAUUGUGAAACUUGUACAGCUAGGAGACGAUAUCAUCUCAGGUAGCAGAUAAACGUAGAAGAAAACGUUUCUAGGAGGAAUGAGUAGAGAACGAUUGGAGAUGGUGAGCAUAUAGGGGAUGGGAUGCCUAAGCUUGAGCAACAGCAGGUAGUGGUCAUCUCAAGCAAACGGAAUUAUUCAACAUGUGGGAGCUUGUAACAACCUAUUAGCCUUGAACAUUCAGUCCCACAACCAUUCACAACACGUCCAUUUGCACUGUUUGCAAUCCAGAGAUAAAAGGAUACUCUUGAUGGAAGAGUCCCUUAUUCUGCCUCUUAAGUCACAGAAAUUCUGGAAUCGAUUAUUACCCUGCCAGCACUAGCCCAACCCAGCCCAGUCCGGCCCAACUGGUCUACGGUUGGGUUACAAGGUCGGGCCACGAUGUGGCAAGGGCGGAUGUGGCCCGAUUGGCCCAAUCAAAUGGCCAUAACCAUUUGUCAAGAAGGAAUCUGGAACGCAGAUGAUAAACAAAGAGUUUUUCAUGAGAGAGCUGAUGGUCACUAACUAAGGGCAAAUAAAAUGGGGUAACAAUACCAUAGUUUUGUUCUAAAAUCUGGAUUUACGAAAAUAGAACAUCAUACUUACAUAUAUGUAAGUCGAUAUGCGUAAAUAUUCGAGGUCCAGACAUUGUAUCGUGUUCAUCAUCUCCCGAAGAAGACAAAGAAGAAGAGAGGGCGAAUACAUGGACCAUAUUGUAUUCGAACUGACGUUUCGGAAACUUUCUCGUUUCCAUCAUCAGACAGCGUAAUUGUUGCACUUGCCGGUCUUGAGUUGUUCAGUCUUGCCGCUUGCCUCGUAAUAUAGCCGUGCUCGACGCACGAGCUUUGACCUGCCUGUUUGCCACUGACUGGCUUAGACCUCUCCGGGGCUGACCGCUGACAGGCCUGCGUGACCUUUGUUCCCUUUGGGAUCGACGUAAUUGCGGUCAAAUCAACGUGCCGCUUGGCCUCUCCCACGUUAGCCGGUGGACCGAUCGGUUGCUGCUGUUCAGGUGAGCAGCAUUCAGCUUCGCGGGCGCAUCGGUGAGACAGUGUUCGGCUUCGGUCACAUGACCCCUGACCCCCAAUUCCGCUCUUUUCUGUGAGCGUUGACUCUCGGUCCCGCGUGCCCGCUUGCCUAACUGGUCCUGUCCGGACUGAUCCGAGCCUUGUACAAAGCGCCUGGUAGGUGGGAUGUAGAUCUAUAGCUCGAGUGGGUGUACCAGUCGUGGACCAACUUUCGAGCACCAGUCUGGCCAUUUUCCCAUUGGCUUGACGAAUUACCCUCGCUUUCUCAAAGGCAAAAUCGUGGUUCAGUUGUCUUAUGAGGCCAUAGACCAAAGACAGCUAGUCCUUACGGUUGAUUGCAAGUUGGUAUUCGUGAAAUCUUGCACCGAGGCGUUUGCCCGUUUCACCAAAAUACCUCGCAUUACAAUUUAGGCAUGAUAUGCUGUAGACCACCGCCGACUGUUCUGUUAUUGGUAGCGGGUCUUUGGGCUUCAUGAUUUGCUGUCUGAUGGUGCAUUCUGGUAUAUGAGCCAUGCCAAUCCCAAGAGGCUUCAAAAUUCUUGCCGUUGUCUCUGAUACUUUCUUUGCAUAGGGUAUUGAGAGCCAGAACUUGGGCUUUUCUCCACUCGACCGCUCAAAAUGCAGCUUUUUGGGGCAAUUGUGUAUGGAGGACUUCGGGUAGCCGUUGGCUUUAAAAAGGGAGACGAUUAACGCGAUAUAAGUAAGUAUGAUGUUUCGCUACUUUAUAAAGUAGCGAAGUGUGAAAGUACUCAAAACGGCAAAAACACAAACAGUCACGACUGCGACGCAUCUGAUCAGGAAAUUAUUGAACAAUUUACGCACACCAACAAUAAAUGCGACUUGUGAAUGGAAAAUCUUAGAUUUCUGCUGGAAUAUAAUCAAUCCUACAGCAGCAUUGAAGUUAUCCUUCCUAACAGAGAACGCAUUUGGAUAACAUCUGUUACGACCGGUCACUGACUGCACAUGUUGAGGAAUAUUAGCCACUAGGAUGCCCGAGACCAGACCGCCAAUAACAACUGCAACUGAAAUUUAUCUAGGGAACAAAAGUAGUCCUAUUUCGAGACGCCGUGCAGAAUAGCGUUAAGAGGCACAGAAUUAAUAUGCUGUAGCAGCUAUUAAUGAGCUGUUUGGCUGAGAUAGUGGAAGUACGCAACAACCACAAUCUCAGGACCAAGUUGUCUUGAGGAAAGGGGUUGAUGAGCAAUCGCAGCAAAUGCGUUCCGUGUGGGACUCCCCACUAGUACAUGCCCGUCAGUCAGAGCUGUGCAGGAGUAGCGAACUCCUGACAAAGCCCGUCACAGUUACAUGUGGUAAAUCGAGAGACGAAUUGGCUCCCUGCCGUGCUUGACUGUCCUUGUGAAUGCAGAACUCGCACAAGUGGUGACUGCAUGACUCAGACGUGCUAUGGCGCAAAAGAUUUUGGUAGCAGUCUGGUCUACAAAAUAAGUGGAAGAUAUGUGACGAAUAUAAGGGUGAAUAAGGCGUAAGGGUGCUCGAGAACAAUAACGGAUAAACAAGUACUGGACUUGAAUGUCCUCCCCGCUGCUUCGUGCUCAGUCAUACGCGUACGGAGUAAUCUCGCGAUUUCUCGGACGUAGUUGCUUAGUCCGUAACUUUACCAGAUCCGGCAAACGACUCCAGGCGUUUCCUGUCGUGGCAGCGAGUCCUUCGGCCUCAUGGCGUGGUGCCUGAUUGUUGGCUUCGGCCUGUCUGCAACCCAAACUCCGAGUGGAUUGAGAAGGCGGCUGUUGGCUUCCGAGACGUUCCUCACGUAUGGAAUAGCUCGCCAAAAUUAAGGGGCGGUUGGAUUUUGUCUCUGGUCUCGUUUGCGUAUGCACUGGUUGCCAAAGUUGCGCGGAUAGCCAUUGGCUACCCGUACCCGUCGGAGAUAUUGUAAUUAAGCAAGUCCUCUUCUCUUUCACUCUAAUGCGUCUCAAUGCGCCGGUAUAGGCCUUUACGUAAUUGGUCAAACCAUGGAAUGCCCUUCCCGCAGAUGUUGUGAUGUCACCAUCAAUACAAAGUUUUAAAAAGAACCUUGAAAUAUUUAUGUUCCGAAAUGACCAAGAGCGAUGAGAAGUCGAGCUCACCCGCUGUAAAUCUUUUUCACUUUGUCCUACUAUUAUGGGCUCGUUUGAACUAUCUUAUUCCAGGACGUUUAUCUGUAUACCACACACAUUCGCGUUGUAAAUAGGGUACUCAAAGGCUUACGCCUAUAGCCCUCAAUAAACUAAACUGAACUACAGACAACCUCAUGUUCCUGUUGGCACGUGCCCAUUUAAGGGGGGCACGAUGGGGCCAGGUGUGGUGGACAACCCUCCUAUUUUGGGCAGUUUACAGGAAUCUUACAGAAACAAAUUCACGUGCGCACGACUGCAUUUUGCGGCUUAUAGUAUAUUCCAAUGAAAAUGUGAAAUACUACCUACGGGUGUCGUAAGCGUUUACCUCGCCGACUUCGGAAAAGUGCUGCUGCACGCAUGAACGGACUGCGCUGGUUAGUAUAAGUCGUUAGACUAUACCUUUGUUGCAAAAGCUGACAAUUAACAAUCGAAGUCCUGAUUUUACGUAUCUUCAAUUGUUGAAUUAAAAACGGAAUGCAGGAAAAACUGGCCGACCUGUGGAGAUGCCGGGGAUCGAACCCGGGGCCUCUCGCAUGCGAAGCGAGCGCUCUACCACUGAGCUACAUCCCCACAAGUGCGCCCGACAAAUAUUAUCAAUAAGAUUUAUUUAUACUCUAUUCAUAGCAUUAAAUAUGAUGUUUUCCAGUUAACGUUAUGCGUUUUAAUUCACUCAACCCCACUAGUUCCUUCCAUUUCACCAUAAGGACUACAUGCGCGGACUUUUGGGCAUUCGCUUCGUAUCAACAACGGAAUACUCUACUGUUUAAAAUUCACCGUGUAUGUACGAAGCCAAUACAGUUAGCAAAAAAAUAACAGAAUUAAACUAAAAGAAAUCUGAGAUGGCCUUACGCUUGACACCUUGAUCAUUACAGCUCACUUUACUGAAUUGAUUAUGAACAUUAGAAUUUUUACGGGUCAUAUUGAUUUUACCUACAGACCCACCACUCUGGUGAAAAUACUGCACUAUUGUAAUACUCGGCCGCCCCUAUGUCUCCGCUUCUGCUGGGAUGGCCCAAGAGAUAAGCAGGCCUUCGUCGGCAGCCUCCUUUAUGGCGUUGUUAUUGGUAGGUUAUAUAUUUAAGUUUACUUGUUCAGUUGCAAUUCGUGAACACGCCACCUUCUCCAAUUGCGCCGUAGACACAGUUCGCAAGAGCACAACUGGUUGGUUCCACGGGGCGCGACUCAGAUACGGUGGCAUAUCAAAACGCGGAGACAAUAACACGAAGGUAAAUUAAUUGACUUGUGUCGUUGUAACCUACUUUCAACUUCCCUUAGGCACCUGUAGAGCCGAAACAUAUCAAACAUAGUCCCCUUCCGAAGACACUGUAAGUACGCGUUUCUAUAUAUCUUUAAAACGAGCAAUAAUCACAGUGACAGUGGGCCAAUUAGCCGAGCAAUCGUCAUACCAGCAUCCGGCACGGAUGACAAAACCACGGCAAUUGACGACUCGGACUCGGACCGACAAGCCACCACCACAUCAAUUAUGACCCCAGCGGUGAUUGCGAGAACUGUUAAUUGCAGUGCGCAUACGGUCCACGGCAGCCACUUGCUAUAAAUACUGCACGCCUGGUGCCUGGGCAGACUCGAUUCCCACAAUAGAUGUCUUAAGCGUUGACAAACAAAAAUUACCUGGCGCAGAAGCUAUCUCGCCUAAGCCUCUUGGCGUAAAUGACGGGAAUUCUCUUCUGCCUGGAGACGAUAUACCUGGGUCAUCCAGUCUACUGUUGCCCUCUUUUUCUCUCAACCACCCCGAGCGCACUAUAGAGCACGUAUCUGAAUGCGAAGACACGAACACGUGGGUAGAGGGGAGAGGGAAACGCCAUGACAAGAGUCUGAAGUCACAGCAAGACCUGAUGGGUUGCUCCGGACAUUCGUAGACAGCAAAAGUGUGCGUCUAAACGACGACUCCGUAAAUCGUCCUCGCUCACAUGCAGUGAAUUCACCGGAAAGACAAAUUAAGUAGGACCAUACUCACCAGCAGUGUCUGGUUAUUCAGGGUUUGUCGGAUUCCAAUGCAGUUAGACCUGAAGACCGUGUCUCGGAGGACCUUGCUUCUUUUCAUGGUCCACUAAGUCAGUUACUCCAGGCAGACAUUGAAAUAAAGGUUCUGAAGGCCUUCCGGAUAGGAAAACGGAGUGAAGAUAGGACAGCAGCACAACCACCUCGCCCUCUAAAAAUUAUGCUGAAGAACAAAGAGCAAGUCAAUUUGAUCCUCUCUUAAAAAACGACCUCAGAAACAUACACAAACAGGUUUUUUCAACCGGACUAUUCGCCAGCAGAACGGCUGAAACGCCGGGAACUUGUCUUGGAGUUAAAAUCAAGACUGAAGGAUGGCGAACACAAUCUGGCUAUCUUCAAGGGGAAGGUAGUUCGGAAAUAUAUGCCGUUUCAGUGGAACCAGCCUAUAAUACUAAGAACGACGGCAGCUAUUCAGCUAACACAGAUAGCUUCGUUUAACCACCUGCUCAAGGUGGCAACACAAGUAAGCGCGUAAUGUCCAGUGAUCUGACUGAAGCAACGCAUAUAAAUGGAACCCCUCAGCUCAGAGAACAUGGCGUUCGAGAUAACGGAGUAAUGCUCAAAACAGUAACAAAUGCAACGGGAAAGUCGGCUGGUGCAAAACUGAGGUGCUUGUACACGAAUGCCAAAGGCCUCAUAUCGAAACUAGACGAGCUAAAACCUUGCCUUGCCGAGCUGUCUCCAAAUGUUUAAGUAGUAACCGAGACCUGGCUGUCCGGAAAUACUAGCGAUAGCAAAGUAGCCUUGCCUGGAUACCAAAUUAAUCGGAUGGACAGGGAACAUCGUCAGGGCGGUGGUAUAGUUGUCUAUGUAAAUGAAGGCCUGACAGUGUCGGAAAACACCACCAAGUUUGCGUGCGGCACGGAAGCUAUUUGAUUGGCCAUCAAGGCUACCGGUUCCCCAUGUCUCCAUGUCCUCACUGUCUACCGACCACCUAGGACAGACCAAAUCGCAGACAUGCAACUAUUGGAGCAGUUGGAGAAAUUUUCCAGUCGACCUAACGUCACGAUCAUGGGCGACUUCAACGUACCAGGAACAAACUGGAAUACCCUCCAAGCGUCAGGUACAAAAUCGUCAUUCGAUUGCCGUCUGCUGAACAAAAACAUUUAAGGCGUCCCUCACGCAACAUGUAAUGCUCCCAACGAGAACACGUGAAGGACAAAGGGCAAACUGCCUUGAUCAGCUUUUUACGAAAACACCAGACAGCAUAGACGAGAUCACCUCCAUGCCGCCUCUUGGCCGAAGUGAUCACGUGGUGCUUAUGUGGGAUUAUUCGUUAUUCUCCAUUUCGCAUUCUCCAGACCAAAAAAGACGGAAUGUUUGGCGAGGCGACUUCAAUCAGAUGAGGAAAGACUUAUCCAGUCUACUGUACGCCAUCAAGCGAGCGUAUAUGGACUUUGACGAAGAUACUUUCUCAAGGACAUUCGAAACAUUCGUCCGGCCGCAUUUAGAGUACGGCAUGCGAGGCUGGAGACCGUGGGCGGUUGAGGAUCAAAACUGCCUCAAAAGAGUCCAGAGGAGAGCCACGAAGAUAAUUAGGGGUCAAAGCUCCUUUCCUUAUGCAACCCGUCUAGUUAAUCUAAACCUCCUUCCUUUGAGUUACAGACAACUUCGCGGGGAUCUUUUGCAAGCCUUCCGCCUCGUAAAGGGGUUGGAUUGCAGUCCGGCCUCCGAGGGCAUUUUUGAAUUUGCUACAACGACCAACCUCCGAGGUCACCCGUUAAAACUGCGUACUCAGCAGGCAAGGCUGGAUGUGCGGAAGUUCUUCUUCUCUGUUCGAGUGGUCAAGCCGUGCAAUGCCCUCCCCGCAGAUGUUGUGAUGUCACCAUCUAUACAAAGUUUUAAAAAGAAUCUCGACAUAUUUAUGUUCCGAAAUGACCAAGAGCGAUGAUAAUUGGAGCUCACCCCCUGUAAGUCGUUCUCUUUUUGUCCUACCAUUAUGGGCGUGUUUGAACUGUUUCAGGCCAGAACAUUUAUCUGUAUAUCACACAUUUCUUACGUUGCAAAUAGGGUACUCAAAGGCUUACGCCUAUUUCCCUCAAUUAACUGAACUAAACUGAAAAAAAUUCUUUCCACCUAAUGACAACCUCACAAAUUACUUCGGCUUUUACGCCUCUCCAACUGAAUCUCCAUUUGGGUACAAUUACCACCUAGUUAACCCACCUCCCCAUAUGUACACUCAAUCCAUAAACACUAACCCAUGCACUCAAAUUUCGCCAUAUGCAUUACCAUAUCCUCCAUGAACCACCUACUUACCGCCAUGUAGUCCAUCACUCAAUCAAAGUACCCUCAGAAAUUCUUUUUUCACCACAGCCCACCUCUUUCAUAUCCGGCAUCCUAAAGAUAGCUCUUAUAAAUUCGAGAUCGAUUGUCAAUAAAAUACCCCAACUUAGAACUUUUGUUGAAAUAUAUAACCCCGAUAUAAUUUGCAUCACAGAAACAUGGGCGAAUGAACUUAUAUCGAAUGCUUCGCUAUAUAUCCCAAAUUAUAAUUUCUAUCGACAGGAGCGUGUUAGUAAACGAGGCGGAGGUUUUCUUGUCUACAUCAAAACUAGCAUUGAACAAAGUGGUAUUGACGUCCCAACUGAAACCUUCGCUGGAGAAGCGUGUUUUGCCAUAAUAAAAUCUCAUGCCCAGGAAAACAUACUAGUCGGAUGCCUCUACUCCCCUCUAGAAUGUUGUUAUGAUGACACAAGUCUCAUCCACUUAGUAAACGAUGUAGCUAACAUGAAAACUGAAUAUAAGGUAAUCGCAGGCGGCCUAAACCGCCUAGAAAUAAACUGAGUCGAAGUAUCGUCACCUACCAGGCACGAAGAACUGUUAUCUUCAACUAUCUUUAAUAACUGGACACAAAUAGUUGACGAACCCACCCGAGGAAACAAUAUAUUAGGCGUUAUUUUCACCAACGGCAUCUGGCCCCUCCAUAUGCACUACGACUGCGUAACCUCUGAAAGUGACCACAAAGCCAUAAUAUCAACACUCCCCUUAAAUGCAAAACUAGCACCCCAUUUUAGUAACACCCGCCUAAACCUAAAAAAACUUGACAAAGACUCCAUGAACAACUAUAUUAGGUCAUUGGACUGGAGCUCAUAUCUUCUAACAACAUUCCCUAUGGAAGCAGUUACCCUAUUGUACUCUUCUCUAUUUAUAAUUCGACACACCUUGAUAGACGAAAGACUCCCGUAUAAGAAACCACUACUCCCACAAUUCCUUUCAACUAAGCUAAAAAACUAAAAAACAGCUAUACAACACCUCUGUUAGUUAUUUAUCUACACUUCGACGAAUUAGGGAAAUUCAAAACCUAGUUACGAAAAUGGGAACGCAAAACACCAUAGCAGCAGAACAUCGGGCAUUAGAAUCCCCUGGACGAACAGCUCAGCUGUUCAAGAAACAAAUGAAUAAUCAUCGACAGUCAGGACCACGAACUAUUAUUGAUGAAUUAGGACAAGUUAUAACAAAUGACAACCAAAUAGUAAAUGCAUUCAACAAAUACUUCUCAACUAACUAUACAGUCGAGGAGGGAGUGACCCCCCAACUGACCGAAAUGACAGAACGCAUCCUUAGUGAGAUCCGUUUUAGUGAAUAACCUGUUAAAAUAGCCAUUAAACAACUAUCCAACGCUAACUCUUGUGGGACGAACAAAAUCGCCCCAUGUAUUCUGAAGCAUAUGACACAUGCUCCAAUAGUCCUAUCGAAGUUAUUUACCCUAUUCCAGUCAAAUGCAUUUUUUCCGGACAUGUGGAAAUACUCGACCAUUGCACCAUUUUACCUAAAAAGUCGUGUCAGUCCUGCCACUUAACUUUUUUGGAAUUCAUUUCCAGCAAUAGAGAUGAUGGAAACACAGUAGCUUCAAUAUACUUCGAUCUAAAAAGGCCUUUGACAAAGUCCCCCAUAAAAGACUACUGGUAAAGCUCAUAAGUCAUGGAAUUAGGCCGCCCCUUCUCGAUUUUCUUAAAUCCUAUCUUCAAAACCGAUACCAGGUGGUGCAAAUUUGAAAUGUAGUCUCAGAACCAUCCCCUAUUACCAGUGGAGUACUUCAAGGCACUAUCCCAGACCCCCUUCUAUUUCUCAUCUAUAUUCACGACUUGUCGGCCAUAUCAGUAUCAGCUAAGACGUUUUGAUAUGCAGACGACCUUCAACUUGCAUAUGUAUAUAACGGGAACGCAGUUGCCAAUAUGCACAGAACAAUUGAAACUGACCUCAGAGAACUUGGCGAAUGGAGUAGUCAAUGGCAGAUGCCCUUUUCACCCGAAAAAUUUCAUCUCCUGAUCUUUGGCCCACAAAAACAUCCGCCCAAAAGUUUCGAGGAUAAUGAAAUAACAGAGGCCCAAUCGGUUAAAGAUUUAGGUCUCAGCUAUACAAAUACCCUCGAUUUAUCUCCCCACGUCCGACAAAUAUCACCGAAAGCCACUCGCCUAUGUGGAUUCGUAUGUAAAAAUUUCACCUUAAAUGCACUAUGAAUACAACUUUCCAAAAUGCACGUUUUACCUCUCCCAAAUUAUUGCUCAAUUAUCUUCGGUAUAAUGCCCUCAGACGGCCGAAAGAAACUAUAAGGCAUUCAGAGACGUUUUACUCGAUCUUUGUCCAGAAGUGAUAACACCCAGGGUUCGUACUUAGAACUGUAUUAUAAAUAUGGUCUUCGACCACUCUGGGUCAGAAGACUCCAAAAUGGUCUCAACUUCCUAUUCAAGGUCACCCAUUACCAAGAUAUUUUCAAAAUGAAUUUACUAACAAACCAAAACGCCCCCAGAAAAACCAGAAAUAACGAACAUAUUAUAAGGAUCCCCAAAUUCACAAAUUCCCAACAGUCGAAUUUCUACACCAUAAUAUGCCACUAUCUGGAAUGCUCUUCCAAGUUCUAUCCGGAAAAACCGAACCCUAAUCGAGUUUAAGAUAAAAACUAAGAAAUUCCUUUCAAAUAACAAUAUGCAUUUAUUUUUGAAUAAAACAGGACACUUUUCAAGUCAAUUCUUUAAUAAAGAAUUUGGUCCGAAAGGGCUCUGAUGAUACCAACCGUUUGUAUAAUAAUAAUAAUAAUAAUAAUAAUAAUAAUAAUUUAUUAAAUGCCAGUUUACAGGCAUUGUCAAGGGAAGCGAUUAAACACGAAUCCGAACAGCAGUGAAAAAAAACUCCUGAGGUAAAGGAACAAAAAUAUACUUGAUGGUGGUUUUUGAUGUCAUCUCCCGCAUUCCGACCUCAUGCGGUCUGUCGACGCUCACGGCGGAACCCUCAGUAUUCACUGUCUACUAGUAGUUCGGUCGUACCUCCCUUCCCCACUGCUCGGCUGAGCUCGAAGCGUGCUGUUGCCGAUCGCAUCUGGGUUCCUCUCGUCUGCCCUCUUUGACGCGGCGUAUCAAUCCGGCCCAGACGAUCUCAAUUGUGAAUCCCGUAUACAAUGCCAUAUGCAAGCCAGUCCUGUCUGACCCACAUUCGUAUCCCUCAAGGCUGAGAUUUAUUGCUACCCUGACGAUGACCGACAACAUUCCGUUAUAUGCCGCCACCUACAGGCCAGUCCUGCUCGCUUUUUUCUGCCAUUAUUUUUAUUGAGGGUUUUUUUCUCCUGUAAAAUUAAUCCAAUCAUUUUUAACUUUUUGUAAGGAGUUUUUUCACCCCUCAAUUAUCAUGUUUCUCAAUGGUCUUCUAAUUCAGAAACUAUGAAUUGCAUUUUGUAAAGAUUCGGCCUACCUCGUCUAAAACUCGCAUGCAAAUUUAUUUUAACUUGCUUUGAUGGGACCCCGACGUGUCUUUAAUAAAAAUUAUCUAUCUAUCUAUGGUUUGGAGGGUUCAGGAGAAAAAACUGCUGGUGGUAGACUUUCAACCGUCAAGAGGGGGGGGGUUGCACGGCAUCGGAGAUCAUCGGACGUCAAUUCCUUUCAUGAAGUUGGGGAUAGUCAAAGUAGAGGCGUUGAGGAACAUCUGGUGAGACCGGCCAUAGUGUUCAGAGACCACAAACGUCAUCGCUACGGCAGAGUCGAUCAGUGGAUUCAGCACCCAAAAUUUGUGGGAACUUUUCUGAAUGCAAAAAUCGAGUAAUAGUUCUCUUAAGUAAAGGAUAAUUUUGCAGAGUUUUCACACUCAUAGGUAGUUUAUUCCAAAUCGCAAUUGCAUUUACAGAAUAGAACAGACGAUAUUUAAAAGUACGUGCCAGAGGCAGAAAUAAAAAGACCUCAUGGUGACUGUUACGUCGUGGGUGGAUACGAUGUCCUAAAGAGGUGAGUGGGUUAAAUGUGUGAUUAUAUAAGAGUUUAAAUGGCAAAAAUAGUCAAUUUUGUAAUCUACGAAACCAUAGAGGAUCAAGGCCUGUAAGCCGGCAACGUCCUUGGUAAGACAAAUGUCGGUGUUCUGGGGUUGAAAUUCUCUUGGUAAAAAAGUGUUGAACGGAUUCUAUUUUCUUCCGCUCAGUAGCACGCAUGAGGCUAAAUGAAAACGAACAGUAUUUCAUGUAAGGUAUAACAUACAUGUUGUAAAGGCGCAUUCUAAUGUCCCUAGUUUUAAAGUUUCGGAGGACAAACCCGGUCGUUCUACGUGCUUUGGAGACUAUCAAGGCACAGUGCUCCGAGAGAUUGAAACUCUUGGAGUAUGAUACGCCCAGAUCCUUAAUAACCCCAGGCACAUUUAUGGCGUGACCUUCAAUACUUAGUUGAGGUUGGCGGUCGUCGCCAACAACCAUGACUGAGCACUUAUGCUAAGAAAGAGAAAGGCGCCAUGUGCGGCACCACUGGGCGAAAGCCUGUAGAUCGCUCUUUAGGAGCUCGAACACUAUGUCACUAUCUGCCGGCUUAUAUCGAUAUGCAACUUUAAGAUCAUUGGCAUACAUGAAAGGCUUACCAUUCUGAAAUAAAUCGGGUACAUCAUUAACGUAAAGGCGACAUAAAAGCGGGCCGAGUAAACCUCCCUGAAUGACUCCACUCCCACGCGUGUGGGGUUGGAGAUGGUAUUGGAAAUCUUAACUCGCUGUGUACGAGUGCCCAGGCAAGAGGAUAUAAAAUUCAAAAGUUUGUUACCUAUUCCGAAAGAGGGUAGUUUCAAGAGAAAAAGUGCAUGGUCAACACGAUCAAAAGCCUUAGUGAAAUCGAAAUAUACUGUGUAAAGUGCAAAACCAUUGUCCCUAGAUUGGAGAACAUAGUCAAAGAAAGAGAGUUGACAGGUGUCACAAGAUCGAGCUUUGAGCAAUCCAUGCUGAGCAGCACUCAGCAAGUUAGUCACUGUUAAGUGACACAUCAUCUUAUCUUUGAUCAAUGUCUCUAAGAUCUUCGAAACUGCGGGGAGUGUGUUUAUUGGCCGAAAGCCAUCAAAUGAUGUAGAUUUGCCAUGCUUAGGAAUGAGCAAAAUAUGUGAUUCCUUCCAUAAGGUAGGAUAAGUUUCACCUUCAAGAGCGAGAUUAAAUAUCUUGCAUAAGAGAGAUGGGAAAAUCGCAUUUGCAUCGGCCUUCAAAAUGCCUACUGGGACACCAUCGGGGCCUGGACUAUAAGAUUGACGAAAACGCCGAAUCACAACAGUCACAUCCCACAGAGUGAAAGUUAUAAUUUCUAGAACUGCCCCGGUCAAUGACUGGAUGGUCGGAAGCGGAGUGGUCGAGUCUUUAAUGAACGUUUUGGACAGGAAAUCAUUGAAGCUAUCAGCGAUUAACUGGGCAUCAACGAUGGGCUUUCCGAGAGCGUCUCGGAGGAUGGGAUGCUGCGUCUUUCUAUGAGUUCGUAUUUUUCUAGAGAAAAGUUGAGACAUUUAACGAAUGGCUUUCGGUAAACUGGACCUCUUCGGCUAGCUGUUUUUCUUCAGACAAUCUCUUAGCUCGAUCAAAAAUAUCACAAAUCAAGGGCAGAACAGAGACAUCGUUCUGAAGAUGGAAACGAUGAUAAAGCCUGCGCAGUCUGCGACGAAAGGGUAAGGGUAGGAAAACCUCAUCCCUAACAUUAAUGAUUUUCUUACUGGGGACAAAACGAGAAAUAAGCGGAUCCAAAAUUUCGUACAGAUUUGCAGUGCAAACAUUUACAUCCGAACUAAGGAAGAAAUCAGUCCAGUCGUAGGAAUUAAGGUGUGUUAAUAAUUCGGUUGAGCGAGUUGAUCGGAAAUUGCGGAAAAAGUAAUACUGUGGGGACAAGGUUCUGUCAGCCUCGAAUUCCAAUGUUGAAACAACUAUUUCAUGGUCUGAGCCCCCGAGUGGGCCUAGGGAUGACAAUGACGAUGGCAAGCAGCCUCUACAGAAAAUUAGGUCAAGUAUACUUGAGCCUCGGGUGGGAAAACAGACAACUUGAUUCCACAUCCCAACAUCCACAGCCUUAAGAAAGUCUUCGAACCGUCUGGGGUCUGAAGGCGGAGACCAGCGGACUUCGGGAAGAUUAAAGUCACCCGCAACCAAUUGAUACUUAAAGCUUAAGUCGGCCACAGCAUGAAAUGCCUGUGAGAGUAAGCGAUCAAAAUUGUCGUUGGCGUUGGGAGGGCGAUAGACGCAGCCAACAAGUAAGGAGAACUUAUUUUUUAGUGCAACCUGGAGCCAGCAGCUGCCUUCUACCGCUGAAAAGUGCGAGAAGUCCAACGGCAAACAUGUAAGUGUUUGCUUAACGUAGACGCAGCUGCCCCCACCACGGCCAUCUUGGCGAUCAUUUUGAAUGCAAUUGUAGCCUAGAAGAGAGAGUUUGGAGUCAGCUACCGAGGCUGAUGCCCACGUCUCAGUUACUAAAACAAUAGCAGGACAAUGGACGAACACCUGAGUCUGAAGCAAAGGCAUCUUAUUAAGCAACGAUCUGGCAUUUAAAACAAAAAACUUGGAGGGAAAGGCUGUUAGUUUUUGAGGGAGGUGGGCUACAUCGUCCAUUUCUGGGCUGCCCACGGAGCAAGCGGUCCGGAUGCAACCAUCCGGUUCUGCAAAAAAUUUUGUGGCAUCAAAAAAUUCUGACGUGGAUAAAAAGGGGUAGGACUUGGGGGAGGGAAUGACGGGCAGGUGAACUGGUAACCAUUGUUAGCUAACUUAUAUUCAGUUGAAAAUCCGCGGGGUAGAUACUGCAACGUAUUUCGGGCGGAACGAAACUGAGGAUCGGAUGAGUUAACUGAUUCAGUAUGGACAUUAGCAUGAGGAAUACAGUGAUAAAACGGCCGUGGAGGAAACAAGUUAGGGAGUGGGGGACGCAUUGUUUUAAUUGGAGCAAGAGUUCUAUUAAACGGCGGGAAAAUUGGCAUAUUCGGCCUAACCGCCUUGAUAUGAGGGCUGGGGGGCAGUUAGGAGCACGAUAUGUUUUGAUUCGGGGUAUUUGAGGCACUGUUAGCCGAUUGUGGAGAAAAAGAUGUUAUAAUGGUGCUGGAUUUAUCGGGUGUCCGAGUGGCUGAGACAGCAAUUGGAUUUGCCUUCCACUAAGACACAUAAUUAGGCUUACUAGGGGUUGCUGGGGGAGUCGAUAGAGGCGUGUUUAUACCAGGCGUGAUGGUGUGUUUAAAGAGCUCAGCAUUAAAAGUAGUCGAACUCCCUACGGAAUUGACUAUGCCGUGACUUGCAGAUGCCGCAGGUGGUGUUGUAGAGGACAUAUUCAGACUGACAGUAGGUGUCAUUAUCUUGGUGUUGGUUUUUGCCGAUUUUAGUUUAUUCAGUCUUCGCUGCAGGGGUGUGAGGUCUGGCGAAACGGAGCAGCGCCAUUUACGACAGAAGUCUCAAGUCAUCUCCCUACUCGACAAGAUAAAAUCGACUUCUAUCAUGGGGAAAAGGGUAACUAGUAUCGGCGCAUUACGACUAAGCGAGCGAAGUCGCUUAGCUUGUGCGACACUGAAACGCAAGCCACAACUUUGCAGGAACAAAUGCGCUCCCUCCAUAGCAGAUAAGUGGCUCGGAAUGUUUCGCAGUACGAAAUAAUGCUUGCAUUUAAUUCUUUCCUCAGUUUCCGAACUUAGUACGCCAAUAAGUUUAAAAGUUUGUUCAAUUACUUUUCAGAAGUGCUGUUUAUGUCGCCAUAAAUCAACUGGUCGACUAUUUCGCCGGCUGGUGGCCUACUACGACUAGCAGAGGCGUAUUUUUGGACGACUGAAGUGUCAAGAGGUUCUACAUGUACUAAAGGGAUUUGUGAGUUAAUCAGAUCUGCAGACGGCCAAGAACAUACGCUGGCACCUGCUAUGUCUUCAGUCACGAUUUUAGCACCCAGAGACGGUGGGGAGGCCGCAAGCUUUCGCCUUUUAGCACGUGCUCCGCGGGGCAUUACAGACAAGAAAAGUUUUUGUUACAGAAGAAGGAUCAACACGUUGCCAACGUACGGAAAAGCGCACUAAAUAGCAAGUGCUACUGUUAUUUAACUGCGAAAACUAGAAAGAGGUAGUAGGAAAAGGAGUCACUACAAAGGUUUUUUUACAAAAUACGACUAUUUUGCCAGACUGUCAAACAAAACUGGAAAAACUUAUACCUUGUAUUGAAAGGCGACUUUUAAAAGGGACUCGAGUAAAAAAAAACAGGCAUUAAUUGCUUAAGAAUAUCCGGAUAAAUGCAAAGCUUCACUCAUCUUUGAAAUUGAGCUGCGCGCUUUGACCUUGUAGCGUGAAAAAAAAAACACCGGAACAUUGCACUAAAAACAAUCAAAUUUAUGAAAGAUUGCAUCAUUGAUAAAAAUAGAACGAGUAGUGAUAUUCUUUCUUUCCUCCCUUUAUCGUUUCUAUCGGCUGUAUAACCUGACACUAAAUAUCCCUUAAGGAGGUGAUAAUAACAUCCCUUUCUAUAAAACCCUACAUAUUAGUUGUACGUAAGUCUAUAUUAAAGUCAUAUUAAGCAUAUAUACAACAGAUAUAUAUAAACAUAUAUAUCAACGACUGGAAAGGGUACAGGCGAUGGCUACGAAGAUGGACAAGAAUCUUCAUCAUCUGCCUUACCAAACCAGGCUGACCGAACUAAAUCUGUUUCCUCUAAAUUACAGGCAACUGCACAGCGAUCUCAUUCAAACCUACAGGAUUGUCAUAGGUCGUAAGUAUGCCCUAGACUUUGAUGAAUUCUUCGAAUUGGCCGGGACUGACCGCCUGCGUGGUCAUCCCUUCAAGCUGCAGAGGAAGCUGGCCCAUUCGGACGUCUGACGGAACGCCUUCUCUCACAGGGUCAUUGGGGCAUGGAACGGACUCCUUGAUGUAGUGGUUCUUUCCGAAAGUAUCGAUUCCUUCAAAUGUAGACUAGAUCCUCAUUUGUUGAGGAACUACUGUACAUACAAUAACGAUUGUUUUAGCGGAGGCAGUUUGCGCCUGGCUCACACUUACCGCUAAUUUUUUAACUUUCCGCAUUUGCUGAUGUAAUUGAGGACUUUAUUUCUGUUUAUCGAUAUGAAUAGGGAACUCAAGGGCGAAAGCCUCAUUCCCUUAAUAAACUGACUUAAGUAUAUUAGAUCAUAGUAUACAGUCGACCACUACUCCUAUAAUGUCACAUUCACGAGAAUCAAUAUGAUACAUAAUUCAAUAUUAUUUUGACAGCUUUAAUUGUGACUUACCAUUGAAUGUUUCUCACUCCUGAUAUAUAUUCAUCUUUUCCAGCUCUUAGUCCAGACAGUUAUGGCAAGACGAAGGAAAUGUGCGACCACCCCUUUACAGCUAGUCAGAUAGACUGACGACCACCAACUAGAACACACCAAAAUUUACCCAACUGGAAAAUACUUUCAAGGACAUAUUAUUCAUGCCCACCCAGAAAUUACCAAACUGCACACUUCCAUUUUUGUGUUGUACAUAUCGUUCUUUCUUAAAACUUUUCUGAUUAUUUUUCCUUGGAACUCGGGUUUUUUAACUUAAAACAAAUUCUCAAUUCGCGCUCUAUUGGCUAAAGAGACACCCAAGAAAAAUACAGUCAAAGUGCAGUCGAAAUGGAUGAGUUUGUUUUAGGUUUUUUUCCUGUGUUGAAGAGAGACUGACAGUGCCCAAGAGGGCUAUAAUAAACCUAUUCUAUUCUAUUCUUAAUCGGCGGGCUUAACCAGGUGAGGGCAUCUGAGUGCGCAUCUCCGCACACAAUAAUCACGACCUCGCUGGCCGAAUGGGUCACCGCAACGGCACUGUCAUGACAAGGCUCCGUCUGGAACACCACAGGAGACCACAAGGUAAGUGAGCCCCGGGUAAGAGAACGUUGCUCUGUCGCCUUUGCUCUGCUUGUUUAUGUUGCCUCUUCUCUGUCUGUUUGUCCGUGUUUGUCCUUUUUCAAUGCAAUUGCCGCUCUGUUGGGUUUUUUGUGUUUCCUUGUUGUUUUCGCCUGAUUACUUUCGUCUGCUUGUUCUUGUCCGUCCUUACCGUAAGUUAAAUGCCGUUAUGAUGAAUAUGCCUGCUCCCCAUUCGUAUUUUACAAUCCAUUAAACCGGAAAGCGAUGCUUCUUGUCCCCCUGCCCUCGCCUACGCGUCGUCGUAGGCAGUCCCAGGUUAACUCGGGUCGCUGUCUCACUAAACCAAGUCGUGGCCCAUAGUGGAGUUCGGCAGCUGCCCGGGACAACUGAGCAGCCCUAUUUAGGGAUUUACUGCUCAUCCCCUUGGUAUCGACGAGCUAAAAAUGGCGCUCUAAACUAAUGCUGGGAACCACGCCGUCUGCAGGCUGACCUUGGCCGCAGACGCAAACCACACGGUCGAAACAAUCGAAGCAACACUAUCUCUCCCUCUCUUCCUCCUCCUACCCGCCGCCCCACUCGUCAGACUGGCAUUGUGAGUCCGUCCACCAUGGCAACCUGGAAUGACCGUUCCCAUUUAGACUAUUCGAGGAGCAGCCGACCGGAACGGAGGACGACUUUAGUGGCUCUGGAACUGGUACGUUACAAGGUGGACGUCGCUGCUGUCAGUGAGACCCGGUUUUUCGAACAAGGCCAGCUGAAGGAGGUUGGUGCUGGUUGCACCUUUUUCUGGAGUGUCUGCCUAAAGAGAGAGCGACGGGACGCGGGCGUCGCGUUGCCAUCCGGAACGACAUCGUGGGACAAUUUCCUUGUCUGCCUCCGGGCAUCAACGAAUGUCUGAUGAGUCUCCGCCCGCCUCUUCGAUGAGGCAAAUUCGCCACCAUCAUCAGCGACUAUGCCCCUCAAUGACCAGCCCCGACGUAAAAAGAGACAAAGUCUACGAGGAACUGCACGCCCUCCUGGCGACCGUGCCGAAGGCAGAUAAAGUCAAGUAUGCCUAAGUGGAAAUCUGUUGAAAUGGCUAGACGAUUUUUUUCGGGCAGAUCUCGGCGUGUGUGUAUCGGAAAACUAAAUCAGAAUGGACAUCUGUCCACAGUGGCGUUCCGCAGUGGAGAGUUCUGGGUCCAGUUCUGUUCUUCAUAUAUGCGAACGACUGCCUGAACUGCCUGAACUGCGAGCGCGUAAUUUUUUGCCGAUGAUCUCAAAUUGUGGAAAUCAAUAGAGAAGCUGGAUGAAUUACUACAGUUACAAAAUAAUCUGAAUCGUUGCAACAAUGGUGUAAUGAGUGGUGUCUUAAUCUUAACCUUAACAAAUGCCAACCUAUCUGAUUACGAUCUAGGAACAGGAGACCAUUGAGAUAUGAAUCUUACUACUUUGUAGGAGGUCACCAACUCGAAUCCGUCAACGAGUGAAGAGACCUCGGUGCGUGGGUGACGAAAACUCACAAACCGUCGUCUCACUACGCCAAGCUAUCAAAGAAAGCUGUGGAUAUCCUAGGCGCAAUUAGAAGACCCUUCCUCAAUUUUCAUGAAGAACUUUUCGGUCGAGUAUUUGGAGCACUUGUUCGACCAAUGUUGGAAUAUUGUGCUCAGGCAUGAUGUCCCUGGACGAAACAAGAUUACACCCUACUGGAGAACGUACAACGAACAGCGACCAAUCUAUUCGGCGGAUUAAGUAGCAUACCUUAUGAGAGACGCCUGGAAAUGCUAAAAACAUUUCCUCUCUCUUACAGACAACACAGAAGGUAUACGAUCGUGACCUUUAGGAUCGUCAGAGGGCUUCACUGUGCUCUUCAGUUUGAUAAUUUCUCCAGACAGGCGCGGACGACCAAUUUUCGAGGCCCCCAAUGCACAUUGAAGAUAAAAUAUGCCAAACUUGAAGUGCUGGAAAAAUUCUUCUCCCACCGGCUGGUUGAAGGAUGGAACAAAUUGCCGAACUCGGUUGUCUAAGCGGAAAAAGUUGAAAUCUUCAAAAAAAACUCGAUAAAUUUAUGCCUGUUGGUCAAACAGUUUCUCGAUAGCGAUAAAUGGCAUAAAGGUAAUGUAAAAAUCUGCAUGUUUUUUCCUACUUCUAUCUGUAAAUAUGGUUUUCUGAGGCUCUGCCUCUAUAUCUCAUAUAAACUGAAUUAUAUUGAAGUUGAUUGUCCUUGAUGAACUCAGCACCCGCGUCGGCGCAGACCAUACUGCCUGGAGAGGAGUGCUGGAUCCCCAUGGUCUUGGCGGCCCCAAUGACAACGGCCUGCUCCUUCGACGAACCUGCGGCGAACACCGGCUCAUCCUGACGAGCACCUUCUUUCGCUUCCCGAUGCAAAGAAUGGCCACCUGGAUCGAUCCCCGAUUGCGUCAGUGGUACCUGCUGGACUAUAUCUCCGUCCGGAGGCGCGAUCAGCAGGACAUGCUGGCGACAAAGGCGAUCGCGGGCGCUGACGGGGAGACCGACUAUCGCAUCGUCAUCUCGAAGAUGCGGAUUCGACCACGGCCUCGUAGGAGGCCUCAAGGUAGCGACACCUAG
Spirometra erinaceieuropaei is the source of this 26654-nucleotide messenger RNA. Lineage: Eukaryota; Metazoa; Platyhelminthes; Cestoda; Diphyllobothriidea; Diphyllobothriidae. The record is from the annotation of a GenBank genome assembly.